CCCUGCAGCCGCCCCCCACGGCGGACGCGCCCGGCCAGGGUGGCGCGCAGCGGCGGCAGGCGGCCCCGGGGGAGCUGCGCGGGCUGGGCCGCCUGUGGGCCGCCCUUGGCUGCAAGCUGCGGCACAUCGUGGACAGCAAGUACUUCAACCGUGGCAUCAUGGUGGCCAUCCUGGUCAACACGCUGAGCAUGGGCGUGGAGUACCACGAGCAGCCCGAGGAGCUGACGAGCGCCCUGGAGAUCAGCAACGUGGUCUUCACCAGCCUGUUCGCCCUGGAGAUGCUCCUGAAGCUGCUGGCCUGCGGGCCGCUGGGCUACGUCCGCAACCCCUACAACAUCUUCGACGGGGUCAUCGUGGUCAUCAGCGUCUGGGAGAUCCUGGGCCAGGCGGACGGCGGCCUGUCCGUGCUGCGCACCUUCCGGCUACUGCGCGUGCUGAAGCUGGUGCGCUUCCUGCCGGCGCUGCGGCGCCAGCUCGUGGUGCUGGUGAAGACCAUGGACAACGUGGCCACCUUCUGCACGCUGCUCAUGCUCUUCAUCUUCAUCUUCAGCAUCCUAGGGAUGCACCUGUUCGGCUGCAAGUUCAGUCUGAAGACGGACAGCGGGGACACGGUCCCCGACAGGAAGAACUUCGACUCGCUGCUGUGGGCCAUCGUCACCGUGUUCCAGAUCCUGACGCAGGAGGACUGGAACGUGGUCCUGUACAACGGCAUGGCCUCCACCUCGCCCUGGGCCUCCCUCUACUUCGUGGCCCUCAUGACCUUCGGCAACUAUGUGCUCUUCAACCUGCUGGUGGCCAUCCUGGUGGAGGGCUUCCAGGCGGAGGGCGACGCCAACAGGUCCGACUCGGACGAGGACAAGACCUCCGCCCCCUCCGAGGAGGGUUCCGACAAGCUCCAGGGCCUGCGGGCCACAGAGGUGAAGAUGUGCUCGCUGGCAGUGACCCCCAAUGGGCACCUGGAGGGCCGCAGCAGCCGCUUCCCCCCCCUUAUCAUGCGCACGGCGGCCACCCCCACGCCCACCCCCAAGGGCUCCCCGCUCCUGGACGCGGCCCACAGGCUCCCGGACUCGCGGCGCAGCAGCAGUGGCUCCGUGGACCCCCAGCUGGGCGACCAGAAGUCUCUGGCCAGCCUCCGCGGCUCGCCCUGCGCCCACUGGGGCCCCAACGGCGCGUGGAGCAGCCGGCGCUCCAGCCGCAGCAGCCUCAAGCGGCGCGGCCAGCGCGGGGAGCGGGAGUCGCUGCUGUCCGGCGAGGGCAAGGGCAGCACGGACGACGAGGCGGAGGACGGCCCCCCGCUGCGGCGCGCCGAGUCCCUGGAGCCCCGCGGCGCCCUGGACCUGCGGCCCCCGCGGCCGGCCGCCCUCCCGCCCGCCAAGCCCCACGACUGCAACGGGCAGAUGCUGGCCCUGCCCAGCGAGAUCUUCCUGCGCAUCGACAGCCACAGGGAGGACCCGGCCGAGUUCGAGGACGACGUGGAGGACAGCUGCUGCUUCCGCCUGCACAAGGUGCUGGAGCCGUAUCGGCCACGCUGGUGUCGGAGCCGAGAGUCCUGGGCCCUCUACCUCUUCUCCCCGCAGAACCGGCUCCGCGUCUGCCUCCAGAGGCUCGUGGCGCACAGGCUGUUCGACCACGUGGUGCUGGCCUUCAUCUUCCUCAACUGCGUCACCAUCGCGCUCGAGAGGCCCGACAUCGACCCCGGCAGCACCGAGCGCGCCUUCCUCAGCGUCUCCAACUUCGUCUUCACAGCCAUCUUCGUGGCCGAGAUGCUGGUGAAGGUGGUGGCGCAGGGCCUGCUCGCGGGCGAGCACGCCUACCUGCAGAGCAGCUGGAACGUGUUGGACGGGCUGCUGGUGCUCGUGUCGCUGGUCGACAUCGUCGUGGCCAUGGCCUCCGCCAGCGGCGCCAAGAUCCUGGGCAUCUUGCGCGUGCUGCGCCUGCUGCGGACCCUGCGGCCGCUGAGGGUCAUCAGCCGGGCCCCGGGCCUCAAGCUGGUGGUGGAGACGCUCAUCUCCUCGCUGCGGCCCAUCGGGAACAUCGUCCUCAUCUGCUGCGCCUUCUUCAUCGUCUUCGGCAUCCUGGGGGUGCAGCUCUUCAAGGGCAAAUUCUACUACUGCGAGGGCGCCGACACCAGGAACAUCUCCACCAAGGCUGAGUGCCGGGCUGCCCACUACCGCUGGGUGCGGCGCAAGUACAACUUCGACAACCUGGGCCAGGCACUGAUGUCACUGUUCGUGCUGUCGUCCAAGGAUGGCUGGGUCAACAUCAUGUACGACGGGCUGGACGCCGUGGGCGUGGACCAGCAGCCCGUGCAGAACCACAACCCCUGGAUGCUGCUGUACUUCAUCUCCUUCCUGCUCAUCGUCAGCUUCUUCGUGCUCAACAUGUUCGUGGGCGUCGUGGUGGAGAACUUCCACAAGUGCCGGCAGCACCAGGAGGCCGAGGAGGCGCGGCGGCGCGAGGAGAAGCGGCGGCGGCGCCUGGAGAGGAAGCGCAGGAGCACCCUCCCCAGCCCAGAGGCCCAGCGCCGGCCCUACUACGCCGACUACUCCCACGCCCGGCGCUCCAUCCACUCGCUGUGCACCAGCCACUACCUCGACCUCUUCAUCACCUUCAUCAUCGGCGUCAACGUCAUCACCAUGUCCAUGGAGCACUACAACCAGCCCAAGUCGCUGGACGAGGCCCUCAAGUACUGCAACUACGUGUUCACCGCCGUCUUCGUCUUCGAGGCUGCACUCAAGCUGGUGGCCUUUGGCUUCCGGAGGUUCUUCAAGGACAGGUGGAACCAGCUGGACCUGGCCAUCGUGCUGCUGUCCGUCAUGGGCAUCGCGUUGGAGGAGAUGGAGACGAGCGCGGCCCUGCCCAUCAACCCCACCAUCAUCCGCAUCAUGCGUGUGCUCCGCAUCGCCCGCGUGCUGAAGCUGCUGAAGAUGGCCACGGGCAUGCGGGCCCUGCUGGACACCGUGGUGCAGGCCCUGCCCCAGGUGGGGAACCUGGGCCUCCUCUUCAUGCUGCUGUUCUUCAUCUACGCCGCCCUGGGAGUCGAGCUGUUUGGGAGGUUAGAGUGCAGUGAGGACAACCCGUGCGAGGGCCUCAGCAGGCACGCCACCUUCACCAACUUCGGCAUGGCCUUCCUCACGCUGUUCCGCGUGUCCACCGGGGACAACUGGAACGGAAUCAUGAAGGACACGCUGCGCGAGUGCGCCCGCGAGGACCGGCACUGCCUCAGCUACCUGCCCGUGCUGUCGCCCGUCUACUUCGUCACCUUCGUGCUGGUGGCCCAGUUCGUGCUGGUCAACGUGGUGGUGGCCGUGCUCAUGAAGCACCUGGAGGAGAGCAACCGCGAGGCCCGCGAGGACGCCGAGGGGGACGGCGAGGCCGAGCCGGACACCCCGCCCGCCCCGGCGCGCCCGCCGCCCACGCCGCAGGAGAGCCCGGGGCCCGGCCGGGACACCGCGAGCCUGCUGGUCCUGCGCAAGGUGUGUGUGUCCCGGAUGCUCUCGCUGCCCAACGACAGCUACAUGUUCCGGCCCGUGGCGCCCGCCUCCGCACCCCCGCCCGGCGCGCUGCAGGAGGUCGAGUUGGACACCUACGCGGGCAGCAGCCCCCCAGGCCCUGCCACGACGGUGCUCUCGCCGGCCCCGGAGCCCAGCGCCUCCCUCCGCGCCCCGUCCCCUCGGGCUGCGCCCCACAGCCCCGGCCCCGGCCGGCCGCCCUGCACACAGGAGGCUGCGCUCGCUGAGACCCUGCAGGGGCAGGUGGAGGGCGCCAGGGGCAGCACCCCCGACCCCGGGGAGCCUGUGGAGAAGACCCCGGCGCGGCAGGCGUCCCUGGGGGCUCCCCUGCGGUCCCCACCCCGCUCCCCGCGUCCGGCCAGCGUCCGCACCCGCAAGCAGGCCCUCGGACAGUGCUGCACCUGCAGCCGCCCGCCGGCCCCAGGCGGGGAGGAGCCGGAGGCCGCGGACCCCGCGGACCAGGAGGUCAGCAACAUCACCAGCGCCGCCCAGCCCUGGCCCGCGGCCGAGUCCUGCAGCCCCGUGGCCUCCCCUGCGGCCCCCAGGGCGGCAGCCGGGGGACCAGCCCUGCGCAGGUUCCACAGCGUGGGCGCCCCCGGCCUCCUGGACAAGCCCGGCCCGGUGGAAGGGCAGAGGUGGCCCUCGGCGGAGCUGGGCGGGGGGGCCGGGGAGGCGGAGCCUGCGCUGGGGGCUCGCAGGAAGAAGAAGAUGAGCCCUCCGUGCAUCUCCAUCGACCCCCCCGCAGAGGAUGAGGGCUCGGCCCGGCCCCCCCCCGCAGAGGGCCGCAGCAGCCUGAGACGCAGGACCCCGUCUUGCGAGACCACGCCCCACAGGGACUGCCUGGAGCCGGCCGAGGGCCCGGGUGCCGGGGGGGACGCAGGGUGCAGGGCGGAGCGGCGGGCCCGGCCGGAGCACCUCACUGUGCCCGGCUUUGCCUUCGAGCCGCUGGAGGCGGCGGCUGCCGAGGGAGGCGCCUUCCCCGACGCGGGCUGCAGCGAGACCGCGGGGCCCACGGUGCCGCCCGCGCCUCGGCAAACAGAGCCGCCUGCACACUCGGGGGACCCCCCCGAGACGGGGUGGGGGCCGCACCUCAGGGUGGCCCUGGGUGUCAGCACAGACAAGCCCGUGUAGCCCGGCUGAUGCGGGCAGGACUUCGGCCCAGGAUCCGGUGCCCCGUGGGGCGGUGGCCCCAGCUCAGUCCCCGCCGUGGGCAGAGGGGCCCGAGCAGGACGUCGGCCCAGGCGGGGCCACGGCAGAGCAGGGGCGGCCGCGGCCCAGGGCCUCCGUGUGGCCGAUUCGGGCCGGCCGGUCCAGGUGAGGAGCGGCUGCGGGGCGCCCACACACAGGAGGGCACAGAGGAGCCCCUCCUCCACAGCCCUACAGGAACACAAGCCGGGGGCCACCUGUGCCCUGGGGCAGUGCAGUCCCCAAGGCCGCCACGGCCAAGGUCACUCGCUCACCGCCCAGUCCUCGCCACGCCCUCCGCACCCCACGCCACCCGCCCGUCCCGUGUGCUUGUUUUGGGGCACCUCCGGGGAGUGGUGACCCCGCAAUAAGAUGGGGCUCCGGCCGCCAGGGUGGGGCGGGCGCCCCGCUGUUUGGUUUCCCGCCUUUGUUGGAUUCAGGUUACACUUGCAAUAAUCCACACAGAGCCCAGCUUCGGGAGGACAGAGCAGAAUAAACAGUAACUUAUUUAAGAAGCA
Molecule: messenger RNA, 5215 nt
Organism: Oryctolagus cuniculus (rabbit)
Lineage: Eukaryota; Metazoa; Chordata; Mammalia; Lagomorpha; Leporidae
Source: RefSeq, a predicted model, not a curated record